UGGCUUUCCUUCUCUCACACUUUUUUCUCCUUUUUCCUCUCUAUCUAGCUAAUGUUAGUGGUUCUCUUCCCCUUAUCAUUUUCUUUCCCUUCCCCAUAUAUCUCACAAGGGCUUUGUGCCUAAGAUUUCCCUCAGGGUUUUUUUCAAGUUAACAGCUAAACAAGAGUAGAAGGUUCAGUAGCAUGUUGGGAGAUGGAUAGAGAAACUAACAACCAAGAAAAUCCAUCUCUCCUACCCAAUAAUAAUACUAAAGAAGAAUCUCCUAGGAAACUUCACGGUGGCUCAGGUGGCGGUAGCAGUAACGACAGGCUAAAGCGGGAUGAGUGGAGUGAAGGGGCAGUUUCAUGCUUACUUGAGGCCUACGAAAGCAAAUGGGUGCUCCGGAACCGAGCCAAGCUCAAGGGCCAGGAUUGGGAGGAGGUGGCACGGUACGUAUCGGCGCGUGUAAAUUGCACGAGAUCUCCCAAGACUCAAACUCAAUGUAAGAACAAGAUCGAAUCCAUGAAGAAACGGUAUCGUUCGGAAUCCGCCACCGCUGAUGGAUCAUCUUGGCCUCUGUACUCACGGCUUGAUCUUUUACUACGUGGCAGUGCCCCACCACCACCGCAGCCACAGCCGCCACAAAUAGUUAUGCUUCCAUCCUCUACUAACCCUCCUCCUUUGAUAAUACUAGAACCAUCACCAACCGUUCAGCCACAACCACCACCAGCGGCCCCGCAGAUUCUUGGGACGGCACCAAAUUCACAUGGGUCUAACGGUAUUGAUAGAGGACCAGCCAAGGAUGACGGAACAGGAACAAAAUUAUCGAACCAUUUAUCUGACAAAAUCGCCAUUGACACAGAUAGUAGCACACCUGCACUUUAUAGCGAGAAGGAAAAGCUGACAUCGAAGAAGUUGAAGACGAAAAGCAAGCGUCGGAAAAAGGAAGACUGGGAGAUAGCGGAGAGCAUACGGUGGCUAGCGGAGGCAGUGUUGAAAUCGGAGCAAGCGAGAAUAGAGACAAUGAGGGAAAUAGAGAGAAUGAGAGUGGAAGCAGAAGCCAAGAGAGGAGAAAUGGAGGUGAAGAGGACUGAGAUCAUUGCCAAUACACAAUUGGAAAUUGCUAGGCUCUUUGCAGGGGUCAGUAGUAAAGGCAAUAUUGAUCCUUCCUUAAGGAUUGGGAGAAGUUGAGGGAUUAAUUUAAGUUAAUAAAAAUAUUAUGAGUAUGUAUAGCUAGAUAGAUUAAUUCUGUCUCUUGACAUUUAAAGAAGAGGCAAACCAAUUAUUAUUAUUAUUAUUAUUAUUUAUGUUGAUUGCACAACGGGAGAGAACCCUCUUUCAUCCUUUAUCCUAUUUUAUCCGCAUGUCAUGCCACUU
Messenger RNA from Rubroshorea leprosula, 1356 nucleotides. Lineage: Eukaryota; Viridiplantae; Streptophyta; Magnoliopsida; Malvales; Dipterocarpaceae. The record is from the annotation of a GenBank genome assembly.